AAUCUAUAAUAAUAUCUGCUGAUAAUUUUAGGAAUGAAGUUGCAUUCCCUGAAAAACAAUCACACUUUCAUUUGUCCUCUAUUUUUAUUGUGAAAAUAUGAAAUUAGUAUUUCAAAUUCUUCUGGCUUUGAUAUGUUUCGUGUACUUAUUGAAAGUUGCCUCCACAGCAAAUAAGUCAGAAGAAGAAAACUUGAACCCACAAUGGUCAUAUUGUUUCGAAUUCACAUGGAUGGGUCCCGAUUACGACAAUUCGACACAAUACAAUGGUACUUGUGCAGACUAUUUGGAGGAAAGUGGUGCAAAAGGCAUCCCUUGCAAUCCGCCGAUAGUGAUAACAUAUAACGGAACUUUCCCGGACAUCGACUAUCUUUGGAAAUACCAUAGAUCCAGUAUUGUUUGUCGCCGUUCCAGUGGACAAGUUUGUGCAAGAUAUGCAUAUUACUACAAUGGCGCGAUGACAAAUGCAACAUAUAUGUGCACUAAAGUUCAAGUUGUUGGAGAGGAAUCUGUUAGGAAAGGAUGUUUCACUCAGAAGGUCAGUGACUAUGAAGUUGAAAUAUGUGCUUGUGUCUCAGGAAGAGGAACAUAUAAACCAUGUAAUAUCCAUUUUUGAAAGGAUUAAAAAAACAGAACGAAAAAUUUGUUUUUCAAAA
This is a messenger RNA of Coccinella septempunctata (seven-spotted ladybird), 653 nucleotides long. RefSeq lists its product as uncharacterized. The coding region runs from base 98 to 613 and encodes 171 amino acids. Lineage: Eukaryota; Metazoa; Arthropoda; Insecta; Coleoptera; Coccinellidae. The transcript has 4 exons. The record is from RefSeq and is a predicted model, not a curated record.